UAUUACUUAUAAAGCCGAACUUUUUCUUUUUGGUCACUCAACAAAUCAACAAGAAUCCUAAAUUAUCGAAAUAAACCCUACUAUUAUUACCUCCAUUCUUUCCAAAUCAGGAUAUGCACAGUUGUUUGACUAUGUAGUUCGGACUGGUAGCUAAACAGAUAAUCAUUGUUUUUCACCGUGAAUUUAGAAAACCUCCAUCGACAGAUUUCUGAAGAAACAGGGGAAAAGAAAGGACUCAUCGGUUUUUCUUUUGCUUUUCAUAUUUUUUGAUCGAACCUAUAGUCAUUGGAGGGAAAUUUGGAUAAUUUUUAAUAUGGGUUUUCGUCAUGUUCUUGGAAAUUGAAAACCCAUCAACGGAUCUCGGGAUUCGAGACAGAAGUGUUGGAAUUGAAGUGAAUUUUGACGAGAAAGGCUGAUAUGGGAGAUUUUCUUGGCGGGUUCGUGUUGCCUCUACUGCUUUUAACAGCUGCUUUACUGAACUGGAGUUUGAUAUCUCUUGUUGAUUUGGUAGCUUUUCUUCUCAUUAGAUUCACAGCACCAAAAAGAGGAUUUCGGUUCCGAGGGAGAUUUCAUUUACUGUGGUCCAUUGUUAUAUUUUCACUGCUUGUUGUUCUCUCGCAAGUGAUAUUUCUUAUCAUAUGGGCAACCGAGGGUGGUAAAUGGAGUGUAGCAGAUGCUUGGUGGGCAAAGCUAAUUGGAUUCAUGAAGGUUGACUCCUGGAGAUCUCCAUUGGUAGUUUAUUUAUUGAUCGUACAACUAUUAGCAGCUUUUGUUGCUGUAGCUGUAAUUUAUGGUAACCAAUUGGGUUUGGUUCCGUGGCGAGAUUCAUGUUGGGGACGCUUCUCAUCAGUUGUUGCACACAUAGGUUAUCAAAUCAGGGUUGCUUCCUGUUUGCUGUUGCCCGCUGUUCAACUUGUUGAGGGAAUUAGCAACCCCUCUUGGGUUUCUCUACCAUUUUUUAUUUGUAGCUGUGUUGGCCUGGUAGAUUGGUCUUUGACAAGCAAUUUUCUUGGUCUUUUCAGGUGGUGGAGGCCUCUUUGGCUCUAUGCAGGCUUCAACAUAUCCCUUCUUUAUGUGUAUCAGCUCCCUAUUGGGUUACCGGAGAUGCCUCGAAGUAUUGCUCAAUUCAUUGGUCUUUACAAAAUAUCUGCAAAAUCUGUGUGGCCAGAAAUUUGUUCUGGUCUUUCUCUUAUUGUGUUCUACUUCAUGGUAUCAUGCGUCAAAUGCGAUUUAGAGGAAAUGGAUUUUAUUAUGUCCACAAGAGAUGGCAGCUUGACCGAGCAUCUUCUUCCCUUAAAACAUUCUUUUUUUAUUCGAGAAUCGAGGUCUGGUGUAAGGAAUACCAAUGUUUUACUUAGAGGUGCAGUUUUUCGGACAUUUAGUAUAAACUUUUUCACGUAUGGUUUCCCGGUGUCCUUGCUUGCUCUUUCAUUUUGGAGUUUCCAUUUUGCAAGUAUCUGCGCAUUUGGAUUACUUGCAUAUGUCGGUUACAUUAUAUAUGCUUUUCCAUCCUUGUUCCAUUUGCACCGGUUAAAUGGACUGCUUCUUGUCUUCAUUCUGUUGUGGGCAGCCAGCACAUAUAUCUUCAAUGUGGGUUUUUCAUUUCUGAACUGGAAACUUGGGAAGGACAUGGAAAUUUGGCAGAUGAUUGGGUUGUGGCAUUAUCCUAUUCCGGGAUUUUUUUUGCUUGCUCAAUUUUGUCUUGGGAUUCUUGUUGCUCUUGGUAAUCUUGUAAACAACACUGUCUUUCUCUACCUGUCUGAUGAGGAAGGGCAAUCUUCAAAUGACAACUGUACUGUUGAAGUGAAAGAAGAGACCAAGGUAUUGAUUGUGGCUACAAUAGCUUGGGGACUGCGCAAAUGCUCUCGGGCAAUCAUGCUGGUUCUGAUUUUCCUCAUUGCCAUGAAACCUGGUUUCGUUCAUGCUGUAUAUAUGAUAUUCUUUUUGAUGUAUCUCUUGAGCCACAACAUCAGCAAAAAGAUACGCCAAUUGCUGAUUCUUCUAUGUGAGGCUCAUUUUGCAAUACUGUACAUUCUUCAGCUUAAUUCAGUCUCUAGAACUUUGGAGCAAAAAGGCUCUUUGAGCAUGGAAAUUCUGUCUCAGUUAGGUCUCCUUGACUGUGACAGUUCCUGGGAUUUCUUGGAAAUAGCUCUGCUUGCUUGCUUUUGUGCAGUUCAUAACCAUGGUUUCGAAAUGCUCUUUUCAUUUUCAGCAAUUGUGCAGCACACCCCUUGCCCUCCCGUUGGAUUCAGCAUUUUGAAAGCUGGUCUGAACAAAUCAGUUCUAUUAUCAGUUUAUGCUUCAUCAAGCACCAGAAACAGCCAUGACGAUGCUUCUUAUGAGAGAAAGAUAGCUUUAUACCUCAGUGCAAUAGGACAGAAAUUUUUAUCCAUGUAUCGGUCGUUUGGAACCUACAUUGCUUUUUUGACUAUUCUUGUUACGGUGUACCUAGUGAGACCAAAUUACGUUUCAUUUGGUUAUCUUUUCCUUCUCCUUGUCUGGAUCAUUGGAAGACAACUUGUUGAGAAGACAAAGCGACGCCUAUGGUUUCCAUUACAAGCAUAUGCUAUAAUGGUGUUUAUCUUCAUCUAUAGCUUGAGCAUAUUUCCCAGCUUUGAGAUAUGGCUGUCCCGAAAGAUAGAUCUUUAUCCUGAUUUGGGCUAUAGAACUGAUGCCUCAUUGUUGGAAAAUGCCUGGGAAUCUCUUGCAAUUAUGAUUGUAAUGCAACUUUAUAGCUAUGAGAGGAGACAGAGCAGGCAUAUUAAAUCAGACCAUCCCAUUCCAUUUCGAUCUGGCAUACCUGGGUUUAUCAGGCGGUUUCUGAUUUGGCACAGUCAGAAGAUUUUGUUAAUUGCGUUAUUCUAUGCAUCUUUAUCUCCAAUAAGUGUGUUUGGAUUUUUGUAUCUUCUUGGGCUUGUCAUCUGUACAACUUUACCUAAAGCUUCUCGGAUUCCUUCCAAGUCAUUCUUGGUUUACACAGGAUUUCUAGUGAUAGCCGAGUACCUGUUUCAGAUGUGGGGUAAACAAGCUGAGAUGUUUCCUGGCCAGAAACAUUAUGAUUUGUCCCUUAUUUUGGGUUUCCAUGUAUUUAAGCCCAGCUUUUGGGGUCUAGAAGGCGGCCUGAGAGGGAAAGUUCUAGUGAUUGCUGCAUGUACCCUUCAAUACAAUGUCUUCCAUUGGUUGGACAAUAUGCCAAGUACUCUUGUAAACGUAGGAAGUUGGGAGGAACCUUGCCCAUUGUUCAUCACAGCAGAAGAUUUGUUACCAGUCGUUUCCACUUCUAAUGGGGAAAUUAACCCUUCAUCUGAUCCCAGUGCACUUUCUGCAAAACGAAUGGUGACAAGCAAUUCAUGUCCAUCUUUUUAUUCUAGUCUGUUUCAAUCAUCUCAUAGUGACUACUCUAAACGAGGGGGAUCUGAGGGUACUAGCAAUAGAAAAUAUUCGUUUGAUUAUAUCUGGGGAAGCUCUAAGGAGAGCCAUAAGUGGAACAAGAAACGAGUUCUUGCUUUGAGAAAAGAGAGAUUUCAAACACAGAAGACUACCUUGAAAAUAUACUUGAAGUUCUGGGUGGAGAAUAUGUUCAACCUCUUUGGCCUUGAGAUAAACAUGAUCACUUUGCUUCUUGCCAGUUUUGCUUUGUUGAACGCCUUCUCUAUGCUAUAUAUUGCAUCUCUUGCUGCUUGUAUUCUCUUGGAUCGGCGUAUUAUACGUAACGUAUGGCCAAUAUUUGUCUUCUUGUUUGGUUCUAUUCUUGUCCUUGAAUACUUUGCAAUUUGGAAGAACGUGAUGCCUUUGAAUCAACAUGUACCAAGUGAGAGCAUUGUGCAUUGCCAUGAUUGCUGGAAAAGCUCAAACACAUACUUCCAUUACUGCAGAAGCUGUUGGCUGGGAUUUACCGUUGAUGAUCCUCGAAUGCUUAUCAGCUAUUUUGUGGUCUUCAUGCUCGCAUGUUUCAAACUCCGUGCUGAUCGUUUGUCCAGUUUCUCUGGGUCAUUUACGUAUCGCCAAAUGAUAUCUCAACGCAAGAAUGCGUUUGUUUGGAGAGAUCUCUCUUUCGAAACAAAAAGCAUGUGGACUUUUCUUGACUACCUAAGGCUUUACUGUUAUUGUCAUCUAUUGGAUCUUGUACUUGCUUUGGUUUUGAUUACCGGAACCCUUGAGUAUGACAUUUUGCACCUUGGGUAUCUUGGUUUUGCUCUGGUUUUCUUCCGUAUCAGACUUGAAAUUCUAAAGAAGAAGAACAAAAUCUUCAAGUUCUUGCGCAUUUACAACUUUGCUCUUAUUGUUCUUUCUCUUGCCUAUCAAUCUCCCUUUGUGGGCGGCAAUUUCAAUGGGGGGAAGUGUGAUACUUUUGACUACAUAUAUGAGGUGAUUGGAUUUUAUAAGUAUGACUAUGGAUUUCGGAUUACUUCGAGAUCAGCUCUUGUUGAGAUCAUCAUCUUUAUGCUAGUAUCAUUGCAGUCAUAUAUGUUUUCUUCCCCGGAGUUUGAUUAUGUAUUUCGAUAUCUCGAGGCAGAGCAAAUUGGUGCCAUUGUACGUGAACAAGAGAAAAAAGCUGCCUGGAAGACCGCACAGCUGCAGCAUAUUCGCGAAUCUGAGGAGAAGAAACAUCAGCGUAACUUGCAAGUAGAGAAGAUGAAAUCUGAGAUGCUCAAUCUACAAAUCCAGCUUCAUAAUAUGAACUCAACUGUUACUUGCGAUGACACUUCCCCUGUUAGUGAAGGCUUAAGGAGGAGGAGGAGUGCUUCUCUUAAUUUGAACAUGGGAGCUCAGAACCUUGAUAAAGAGGAAGAUGUUGUCUUGAAAAAACAUCUACAUAUCAAUGCAGACUCAGAAUUCCCUUUGGAAUUGCAUGAAUCUCCUACUCAUGUAAAAAUGGAAAGUUCAUCACCAGUGAAAUCAAGAAAGCAUUUGAUGGAAUCACCUCUUUGUGAGAUUAUUGAACUUGAAGAGGAUGCUGCUGAUGAUGGUGCAAUUAUUGAUUCAGACAAAGAAAAGAAAGUUAAGGGUGAAUCAAAGGAAAACCCAUUAAUCUCUGCUGUGCAGCUCAUAGGUGAUGGUGUUUCCCAAGUACAGUCUUUUGGAAAUCAGGCGGUUACAAAUCUUGUGAGCUUUCUGAACAUCGCGCAUGAAGACUCAGAUUCAAAUGAGCACUCAUCUACAGAAGAUGGGAUAUGUAGCAACAUAGAGACCCAGAAUAUGAGGCACAUAUCCUUGGAUCGUUCAUCUUCUUUGCAGUCUGACAAGAGUAGAACCAUGUCUGAUGCUGCAAGUUUGCAGAUCGGGAGGAUCUUCCUUCACAUUUGGUCCCAGAUGUGCUCCAAUAAUGAUGUUGUGUGUUAUUGUUGCUUUGUUCUCGUCUUUCUCUGGAAUUUCAGUUUGCUUUCCAUGGUCUAUCUUGCAGCUCUCUUCUUGUAUGCUCUAUGUGCAAAUGCUGGGCCAAGUGGCAUCUUCUGGGUUAUUAUGUUGAUCUACACAGAAGUUUAUAUUUUGCUUCAGUAUCUUUAUCAAAUCAUCAUCCAUCACUGUGGAUUGGGCAUCCAGUCAGACCUACUUUACCAGAUAGGGUUUCCCACACAUAAAAUCACUUCGUCAUUUGUUAUCAAUUCAUUGCCUCUUUUUUUAGUCUAUUUGUUUACCCUGUUACAGAGUUCCAUAACUGCAAAAGAUAGUGAAUGGAUUUACUCGACAGAAUCUGAUUUUUGUAAGGAGAGAGAUCUCUAUCCAAAAGCGGUCUUUUUGAGUUUGAGCUGGAGUAAGAGGGCACAAAAGCUGCUCGAACAAAUAAAAAAUGUGGUGAAAAUGAUAACUAUAGGUUUUUGUAUGUACUGGAAAUCACUGACAUGUGGAGCAGAGUCUCCUCCUUACUUUGUCCAGCUGUCUAUGGAUAUGGGUGUGUGGCCAGAAGACGGGAUUCAACCAGAGAGGAUUGAGUCUGGAAUAAAUCAGUUGCUUAGGAUUGUGCAUGAUGAGAGAUGCAAGGAAGAAAACCCUAAAGCUUGCCAUUCUGCUAGUAGGGUUCAUGUACAAAGCAUUGAAAGAAGUGCAGAAAACCCAAAUGUGGCCUUGGCUGUUUUUGAGGUGGUUUAUGCUUCCCCAUUAACAGAAUGUACGGCUGCAGAGUGGCACAAGUCACUAACUCCAGCAGCUGAUGUAGCAAAGGAGAUUCUUCAAGCACAACGUGCAGGUAUUGUUGACGAAAUUGGAUUCCCAUACCCAGUACUCUCUGUAAUUGGAGGAGGGAAAAGAGAACUCGAUCUGUAUGCCUACGUAUUUGGUGCAGAUUUGGCUGUUUUCUUUCUGGUUGCCAUCUUUUAUCAAUCUGUCAUAAAAAACAAAAGUGAAUUUCUUGAGGUGUAUCAGCUUGAAGAUCAAUUUCCAAUAGAGUUCGUAUCUAUUCUAAUGAUUAUCUUCUUAUUGAUAGUGCUUGAUCGCAUUAUCUACCUCUGUUCAUUUGCCACAGGAAAAGUGAUCUUCUACCUUUUCAACCUCGUCCUUUUUACAUACUCUGUUACCGAGUAUGCUUGGCAUAUGGAGCUUUCCCGCCAAGAAGGCGGAGGAUUAGCACUUCGUGCUAUUUAUCUAACAAAAGCAGUUUCUCUGGCACUGCAAGCCAUACAAAUCCGAUAUGGGGUUCCUCAUAAAAGCACUUUGUAUCGACAGUUUUUAACCAGCGAAGUUUCGCAUGUUAAUUAUUUUGGUUACCGAAUCUAUCGUGCUCUACCUUUCCUUUAUGAAUUGCGGUGUGUACUUGAUUGGUCUUGCACAACCACAUCAUUGACAAUGUAUGACUGGCUGAAGUUGGAGGAUAUAAAUGCAAGCUUGUACCUCGUCAAAUGUGAUGCAAUCUUGAAUAGAGCCAGUCAUUUGCAAGGAGAGAAGCAAACCAAAAUGAUCAAAUUUUGCAGUGGAAUAUGUUUGUUCUUCAUAUUACUCUGUGUCAUCUGGGCUCCAAUGCUGAUCUAUAGCAGUGGUAACCCAACGAACAUCGCAAACCCUAUUAAAGAUGCCAGUGUUCAGUUUGACAUUAAAACAGCGGGUGGAAGGUUGACCUUGUACCAUACAACUUUGUGUGAGAUAAUCCCAUGGGAUAGUCUCAAAGCAGUUGUUGGUAUUGAUCCCCGAGGUUAUCUGGAUACAUAUGACAAGAAUGAUAUCCAAUUAAUAUGCUGCCAACCUGAUUCUAGUACAUUGUGGCUUUUACCCGAUGUGGUUCUGAGCAGAUUUAUUCAUUCCCUUAACGGGAGUAUGGAUAUCAUUUUUACUUGGGAACUUUCCAGGGACAGACCUAAAGGAAAGGAACUAGUGCAAUUUAAAUGUGUUGAUCAUUGGGAUCUUCCAAAGCCAUCAGAAGUGGAGAAAGUUCUUAACGGUUCUAGCAACAGCUUUAGGAUUGCCAAUAUUUUUCCGAGAUAUUUUCGAGUUACUGGUUCCGGUGAAGUGAGACAAUUUGAAUUGGAGGCAAAUGAUGUUAGCGCCGAUCUUGUUAUAAAUCAUGGGAAUCCUGCGUGGUGGUCCUUCCACGAUAUCAAUUCGUUGGAGGUAAGUGAAUGUGGAGGUUUGGCAGGACCCAUUGCCAUCAUCGUAUCUGAGGAAACACCACAGGGAUUUCUUGGGGAAACUCUUAGCAAAUUCAGCAUUUGGGGACUCUAUAUUACCUUUGUGCUUGCAGUCGGUCGGUUUAUCAGACUUCAAUGCUCCGACCUAAGAAUGAGAAUCCCUUAUGAGAACCUUCCUUCUUGUGACAGGUUGAUUGCCAUUUGUGAGGAUAUAUAUGCUGCUAGAGCAGAGGGUGAGCUCGGAGUCGAGGAGGUCCUCUACUGGACGCUUGUGAAAAUUUACAGGUCACCUCACAUGUUGCUUGAGUACACCAAACCUGAUUAGUUACAUGUUUCAACAACUUCACAGGGAUAAAUACUGACAUAAGGUUUGAUUUAGCAUCCAGUUACAUUGAAUAGAAUACUGACCAAUUGAGUAAAUUGCUAACCAAUUGAAUAGAAUACUAACCAAUAGUGAGGAAUCUUUGGAGGGUCCUGAAAAGCUCCACAGUCUACCAAACUCUCUGCUGAUAGUUUUUGUUCCAUUGUUGGAGAGUUCCAUGUUCUCCCAUUUUGUGAUUCUCACACAUGUAUGUAAGUUUCAGUCUGCAAAAGUGUAACUUCCGGCUUCAUUUAAAGAUAAAUACAGUAUGUUUUUUUUCCUUCU
Cornus florida is the source of this 8205-nucleotide messenger RNA. Its product is annotated as piezo-type mechanosensitive ion channel homolog. The transcript has 21 exons. Bases 418 to 7884 code for a protein of 2488 amino acids. Lineage: Eukaryota; Viridiplantae; Streptophyta; Magnoliopsida; Cornales; Cornaceae. The record is from RefSeq and is a predicted model, not a curated record.